UAAAUCCAAACUGAACUGAAAACCGAUAAAUUGAUAGGGUGUAUAAGAUAAUACUACUUUAUUUAAUAAAACCCUAAAUUGAAAGAAGCUCUGCUUGGAGAUGUCCUUUUUUGGUUGCAGAUUAAACUAUCCUCUGCUAAACCUCAUACUUUCCAAGCAGCCCUCGUCCUACCCACUCGCCGCUUUGACUCGCUCUCAAAUCAGGUUCUACUCUACCAACGGCGACGACAACGACGACGUUAGUAACAAAGAGCUGAAAAGGCGAAUACAGAAGUUCCUUGACGGCGAUGAAGAUGCUAUGCCUUCAAUCUUUGAAGGGAUUCUGAAGAGGAAGUUGUCAGGGAAACAUGAGGAAAGUGAUGAUGAAUUGAUGAAAGAGAUUCGCGGUGAAUGGAAACAGCCUCUAGAUGAUGCUGACGAUCUAGAAUUCGAUUCUGAUUUGACCGACUCUUCUGGUACUGAUGGAGACUAAUUGUAGGUCAGGAAGGUGCAUUAUCUGGAUGAUCAUAUCUUAUGAAACAAUAUAUGAAGAUAUUAAUCGUUUAUACUUGAAAUGAUCAAGAGAGUAGGGCAAUUUUAUUCUAUUUUCCUAGAAUUCUGCUGUUUAUUUCUUUAGUGGUUGUUAGCAAAAGUAACGCAGAAUGUUUGUUAGUAAAUUUAUUGUGAUCAAUUUUUAAUUUAAUUGAUUCAAUUGAUUAAUUUUA
Gossypium arboreum is the source of this 704-nucleotide messenger RNA. RefSeq lists its product as uncharacterized. The record is from RefSeq and is a predicted model, not a curated record. The transcript is spliced from 2 exons. Lineage: Eukaryota; Viridiplantae; Streptophyta; Magnoliopsida; Malvales; Malvaceae. The coding region runs from base 101 to 472 and encodes 123 amino acids.